This is a messenger RNA of Arachis stenosperma, 874 nucleotides long. RefSeq lists its product as uncharacterized. Lineage: Eukaryota; Viridiplantae; Streptophyta; Magnoliopsida; Fabales; Fabaceae. The record is from RefSeq and is a predicted model, not a curated record. Bases 153 to 536 code for a protein of 127 amino acids. The transcript has 4 exons. Gene Ontology annotation, biological process: mitochondrial respirasome assembly.
CACUUCACUGUUACUUCCCUCUUUCUUCAGAUUCCUUGUAUACAAAGAAGAAAUUCAACCAACCGAACCCUAAUUCCCUCACUUCUCAAUUGCAACUUUGCAUUCUAGCUCCUUUUCCAACAUUCCUCCGACGUCGUCAUCGUCUUCUCAGAAUGAAAGAAGCUAAAUCUGCUAAAGUCAACCACCAACAGCUGCUCCAGAACGCUCAUCUCUCUCCUUCCAAAUUCGCCAAAUUGCUUGACCCCGAAGCUUCCUGGGACAAGGAUCAAAUGGGAGAUAUGCUGCAUUGGAUUCGACAAGUGCUCGGUCUUGUAUGUGGAUUACUUUGGGGUGUCUUCCCAUUGGUUGGGGGAAUUUGGUUUAUCCUUUUUUUAGGGAUGUCCUCUGGGAUUAUAUAUGGUUACUAUUCAUUAGUAUUGAAGGUCGAUGAAGAAGAGUUUGGCGGCCAUGGAGCCCUCCUUUUGGAAGGGCUUUUUGCAUCUACAGCACUUUUCCUGCUUUCAUGGACUCUAGUUUACAGUGUGGCACACUUUUGAGUUCUGUUUUGCUGGACACAGUAAGUUCCGAUAAUAUGUCCAACCAUCAGUGACAUGUUAGAAGAUUUUACUUGAUUCUUUGUUGGACCAUAGUUAGCUUGAAACCAAUGAUAACAAUUGUUGGACCAUAGUUGUGUUAUACUUUCUGUGUAAAAGAAUGUUCUGGUUUUGCGGAGCAUUAGCAAUUUGCUUCUGCUCUCCAUGUUAAAUAGACGCUUCAAUUCACCUCGAAGUGUUGUAACAAAUUACGAAUUGCAGAAUUUAACAUCAAAAUUAUGUUUAUUCAUCCAUGAAAGAAACAUGAUUCAAGGGCAAAUUCGGAAGGAUACUAUGAAGUU